AUGAAGAGGCAACAAAUGGAUUUUUGCUGAGCAACACAUGCCAUUUUUCGUCAACAUUUUCGCCCGACACGUCAAUCCGUGGACUAUGUUCAAAAGUGGUAUUCCAGGGAGAUAAACAUUUUCGAUUUUAUUUCGUGCCAAUUUCAAGAUACCGAAAGUGCAGGUGAGACUCUUGCAAGAGGUUUGUAAUUUAUCAGUGCGGCUGACUUGUAUACGAACUAAGAACAAUGCAAGAGAUGUUGACGGCCAAAUUAGAAUCUCAAAUCUGUGCCUGACGCUGACAGAAAGCGGUUAAAUCCGCCUGUUGCACCCUCAUAACAACGGAUGUGAAAACUCCUGGAGACAGUAUUGAUGUCAUAUUUGGAUAGCUAGACAGCUAGACAGCUACGCCUACAUCUCCUUUAGUGCUAAAACACACUAGCCAUUGGUUACUAAAUUAAGAAUCACUGAUUAUUCAAACCUGGUUCAAUAUUGCGUUAUUUAGCCCUAGCGGUGGCGCGGCUAUUGGCGCGCCUCAAUAACAGGUGGUUUUUCUUUUCAAGGCCAGAUCAAUGCUUUUGGUCCACGUAUUGUAAGGUGAAAUGAAACCUCAACAAUGAGACGAGAAAGAAGAAUAAGAUAAAGCAGACAUUCAACCGCGUCUGUGGAAUCAGUAACAUUUCUGGCGAUACUUUUCAAAAACACACUUUCCCUGGGCAACCUACCCAACUAAAUCUAUGAUUAGCUCGGUGUGUGUUUCGUCUUACCGAGGACGCAAGUCAGGAAACAAACCUCUGUCUAAAACAUGUCUGAAGGAAGAUAUGUCCAGAGGGGAAGACAUGGACAAAAUCAUCAUAAACGUAGGUGGCACGCGUCAUGAAACCUACAAGAGCACCCUAAGGACCUUGCCUGGCACCCGCCUGGCAUGGCUGGCGGACCCGGACCCCCAGGCCAAUUCAGAUGGGGCUGACACGGGGGCCAGGCACUCAACAAACGAGUUCUUCUUUGACCGGCACCCGGGCAUAUUUUCCUACGUGUUAAAUUACUACAGAACUGGCAAGCUGCAUUGUCCAGCAGAUGUCUGCGGCCCUUUGUUCGAAGAGGAGUUGGCAUUUUGGGGUAUUGACGAGACGGACGUGGAACCUUGCUGCUGGAUGACAUAUCGGCAGCAUAGGGAUGCUGAGGAGGCUCUGGAGAUUUUUGAGCCCCCCGAGCCGGAGGACAACGAAGACGACAGAGAACUGGCCAGGCGCUUUGGCAUCGAGGACUGCCCGGAUCGAUCCAGAGGAUGCUGUGAGAUCUGGCAGCCCAGAAUAUGGGCACUCUUCGAUGACCCUUACUCCUCCAGGGCCGCAAGGGUGGUGGCGUUCGUGUCUCUGUUCUUCAUCCUGCUCUCCAUCACCACCUUCUGCCUGGAGACGCACGAGGCCUUCAACAUCCUCCAGUACCGCUACCGGAACGUCACCGAGGGCAACGUGACGCGGGAGGAGCCCACGCCCGAGAUGGUGACCUCGCCCAAGCUGAUGAGGGUGGAGGGCGUCUGCGUGGUCUGGUUCACCUUCGAGUUCCUGGUCCGCAUCGCCUGCUGCCCCAACAAGCUGUUCUUCGUCAAGAACAUGCUGAACAUCAUUGACUUUGUGGCCAUCCUGCCCUUCUACCUGGAGAUAGGCCUGAGCGGCCUCAGCUCCUCCAAGGCCGCCUCCGACCUGCUCGGCUUCCUGCGCGUGGUGCGCUUCGUCCGCAUCCUGCGCAUCUUCAAGCUGACGCGCCACUUCGUGGGCCUGCGCGUGCUGGGCCACACGCUGCGCGCCAGCAUCAACGAGUUCUGCCUGCUCAUCAUCUUCCUGGCGCUGGGCGUGCUCAUCUUCGCCACCAUGAUCUACUACGCCGAGCGCAUCGGCGCCCACCCGGGCGACCCGCGCGGCACCAACCACACCUACUUCACCAACAUCCCCAUCAGCUUCUGGUGGGCCGUGGUCACCAUGACGACGCUGGGCUACGGCGACAUGUACCCCAAGACGUGGCUGGGCAUGAUGGUGGGCGCGCUGUGCGCCCUGGCCGGCGUGCUGACCAUCGCCAUGCCCGUGCCCGUCAUCGUCAACAACUUCGGCAUGUACUACUCGCUGGCCAUGGCCAAGCAGAAGCUGCCCAAGAGGAGGAAGAAGCACAACCCCAACCCCGACGCGCCCGCCACCGACUCGGCCUCGUUCGGGAAGUCGGAGUGCAACUCGCCACCGGACAGCACGCAGAGCGACACGUUCCCAUUGGCCGCGGAGGAGACCAGUGUCAGGAGCCGAUCAGGUACAGACUCCAAGCAGAAUGGUGACGCCAACGUGGCGCUGUCGGAGGAGGAAGGCUGCAGCCUGACCCAGCCCCUGUCCCCCAGCGAGAGAUGGUCCCUGCGCCGCACGCGCACCCACAGCCGCAACGACGGCAACAAGCCCAAGAAGGAGGCCGCCUGCUUCCUCCUCACCUCCGGGGAGUUCACCUCCUGCGCCACCGACACUGCCGGACGCACGGGGGCCACGCGCAAGGGCGAGAGCAACGUGUAAAGGACCCGGACCCGGAUCAAAGAUCGACACCAACCAGGAUAACAGGAAAUUACAUCACAUCUGCUCCCUGUAAACCUCACUGCCAGCCAUCUGCUUUACCACUGGUAGAGCCGAUAAGGCUCCAUCAUCCACAAUCCAUCGUACUGUCAUCGUUCUGUGCUGAGUAUGAAUCACUGUUUAUACG
Molecule: messenger RNA, 2715 nt
Organism: Engraulis encrasicolus (European anchovy)
Lineage: Eukaryota; Metazoa; Chordata; Actinopteri; Clupeiformes; Engraulidae
Gene: kcnc4
Product: potassium voltage-gated channel, Shaw-related subfamily, member 4
Exons: 3
Coding region: 717-2531 (604 amino acids)
Biological process (GO): potassium ion transmembrane transport; protein homooligomerization
Cellular component (GO): dendrite membrane; postsynaptic membrane; voltage-gated potassium channel complex
Molecular function (GO): delayed rectifier potassium channel activity; protein binding
Source: RefSeq, a predicted model, not a curated record